CGAAAAAAAAAAAAAAAAAACUACAUCCCAUCCCAACAAUCCCCUAGUGACCAACACGAGAAAUCACCAUCCUCAUCAACCAUGGUGAAACUCACUAUAGUUGUUGUGAUGCUCAUUAUGUACAUUGCCAUUAGACCCUCAAUGGAAGAAAAUAUUGCACCACAACCGGCCAACGAUGGCGAAGAAGCAUUAGCACCUUCACCCAUUGAUGAUUUCUUGGAAGAUUUUGCGCUAGCACUAGCACCAUCACCCAUUGAUGCGUACUUGGAAAAAUGUGUUGAGAAUUUUACCGAUACUUGUGGUUCGCAGGUGUUUGAGGGUGUUUUUGGAAAUACGACAGUUACCGCUCCAUGCUGCAAGAACCUUUUGCUGGUGGGAAAGCCAUGCCAUGAUGGGCUGGUUAAGAGAAUUCUUAACUUACCUUGGAUUAGAAAACAUGUGAGUGAGUCCCAAUUAUUGUCACAGAGUGAUGAGAUUUGGAGCAAAUGUGUUUCUGAUGGGGUAGCUGUUUUCCCACCCUCCUCAUCUCCAACCUCUUCCUAAGAUGAUUUGGGUUUGGUUGUGUUGAUGUACCAUAUUGAGAAAGAUGGUUGAAUAAGAAGUAUGCAUACAUUGAGAAAUGAAAUUUGUCAUCUAUUUAUUUUACCAUUUUAUUUCGUCUCCAGCAGAAUGUAUGUACUAUGCAAUAGAUAUAAUAUGUAU
Camellia sinensis is the source of this 702-nucleotide messenger RNA. NCBI's taxonomy places the organism in Eukaryota, Viridiplantae, Streptophyta, Magnoliopsida, Ericales, Theaceae. The record is from RefSeq and is a predicted model, not a curated record.